This is a messenger RNA of Fraxinus pennsylvanica, 342 nucleotides long. NCBI's taxonomy places the organism in Eukaryota, Viridiplantae, Streptophyta, Magnoliopsida, Lamiales, Oleaceae. The record is from the annotation of a GenBank genome assembly.
AUGUCUCCCUCCACAGUUCCACUAACGGUUGGCACACCCCCUCCGCAAGUUACCAUGGUCCUCGACACGGGCAGUGAACCCUCUUGGCCACACUACAAGAAAACCCUAAACACACUCCGUUUUCACAUACCAACACCUUUACCAUAUUUUGAUGGAGUUACCUAUACGGUUCAGCUUGAAGGAACUAAGGUUUACAAUGCACUGAAAAACGUAUUCACGAGGAGAACGAAGGGAAUUCUAAGGCCAUUUGAAGGGACUGUGGAUUUGUGCUACAGAGUUGAGCUGAAUAGAACAGUUUUGCCUCCAUUGCCGACUGUGAAUUUGUUGUUUAGAGGAGUGUAA